This is a messenger RNA of Macrosiphum euphorbiae (potato aphid), 513 nucleotides long. Lineage: Eukaryota; Metazoa; Arthropoda; Insecta; Hemiptera; Aphididae. The record is from the annotation of a GenBank genome assembly.
AUGAAGGAGGACAUACAGUUAUCCGCCGAGAUGGUUUUUGGUACUACAAUAAGACUACUAAAUGAAUUUUUUUCGACAUCAAAAAUUCAAACUGACCCGAUGUCGUUCAUCACGCAGCUAAAAAAUGUGAUGAAUUGCUUACGGCCCGUCCCCACGUCCAACCAAACAAAAAAGAGAGUUUUCGUACACAAAUCGCUUCCAUUGUGUAAAAAAGUUUUUGUACUCGUUGACCGAGUGAAGUCUCCACUCGAAAGGCCUUACGACAGGCCGUACGAAGUAAUAUCGAGAGCUGAAAAAAAUUAUGUUAUACGCAUAAAAGGAAAAACAGUCAACAUUACAAUCGAUAGAUUGAAACCGUGUUUCGAGACAGUUCCAGAGGAUGAGUUGAUCAGUAAAGAGAGAGAGAAGGUCCCAAUCAAACAACAUCAACACGUUCCGACACCAAAUACGUCGACCGAGGCACAGGCUACCUCCACCCACACCGGGUCAGGACGAGCGAUCAGGUUUCGGUAA